This is a messenger RNA of Hipposideros armiger (great roundleaf bat), 2339 nucleotides long. RefSeq names its product tRNA aspartic acid methyltransferase 1 (gene TRDMT1). Gene Ontology annotation, cellular component: nucleus. Gene Ontology annotation, molecular function: methyltransferase activity. The record is from RefSeq and is a predicted model, not a curated record. NCBI's taxonomy places the organism in Eukaryota, Metazoa, Chordata, Mammalia, Chiroptera, Hipposideridae. Bases 954 to 2129 code for a protein of 391 amino acids. The transcript is spliced from 11 exons.
UAAAUAUUUCAUACAACACAUCAAAAUGGAUGUCAGUUCUUUAAGUCAGAUCACAGUAGUUAUACUUUUAGUUGUUAUAUUAGCACACAUGCAAAGUUUCUGACAAAUCAGUUAACUUAUUGUAAGUGGUAUUCCCCAAGUUUUUCUAACAAAAGUUAAGGUGUGGUGAUAAUGGGAACAAUAGAAGGACACUUUACAGUGAGAAUGUUUCCUCUCUGGCAUAUGGCCUUUUUUUUUUUGGAAUCCAACUUCUAACAAUUUGGUCACUAGACCAUCUUGGAGAAAUAAGGCCCUAACACUUGAAGUCCCAUAGUUUUACAUUAUAUUAGCAGAGCCUACGUUGGGGAUAUUUUCCAAGUUAAAAUAUAAUUAACUCCACUAACAAUUACUGCAAGCACCUGGGCUCUACGGCACGUGUGCUGUUUCCAAACUUGUAACUCGGGGACCUUCUCUGGAGAAGAGGCUGGUCUCAUUUAUCUCCAUAACCCCAAGCACAUGGUAUGAGCUCGAGGCUACUGGAAGAAAGGUUGGAAAAAAUUCAGGCUUCCAAGGGACGGAAAAGCAGCAUGCCUAGGAAGUGUGUUUUUCUGGAUUCUAACCUGUGUUAUUUUGAGGCAAAGACAGAUUUCACCCCUUCAUUGAGCUCCAGAUAUUAUUAGUUUUUCCUCCCAAACCCCAGAAGACACCUUAGAUGGAUGAUGGAGCGUAAAUGAGGCCAUGGAAUGGCUGCUAUUCACUUGGGAGCCCUCACUGUUUUCUGCCCUGUGUGCCCGUGCUCACCUCGGCCCGCCCCCGGCCCCGCGCUACCCAGUCAAGCCCUGAGCCUGAGCGGCAGGACAGGGCGGAACUGAAAAACCGCGGAACCCGAGAGCAGGGAGCAGCGCAGGUGGAGGGAGGGGAAGCUGCGGGACUCGCAGGCCUACUUCCGAGGCGGCUGCGGCGACGGCGCGGCGAUGGAGCCCCUGCGGGUCCUGGAGCUGUACAGCGGCAUUGGGGGCAUGCACCAGGCGCUAAGAGAAAGCUGUAUACCGGCACAAGUCGUGGCUGCCGUUGAUGUAAAUAAUGUCGCUAAUGAAGUAUACAAGUGUAAUUUUCCUCACACACAGCUACUGGCCAAGACAAUUGAAGGCAUUACCUUAGAAGAGUUUGACAGGCUAUCUGUCAAUAUGAUUUUAAUGAGCCCUCCCUGUCAGCCAUUCACAAGAAUUGGUCUCCAAGGUGAUGUGACUGAUCCAAGGACUAAUAGCUUCUUAUAUAUUCUAGACAUUCUCCCAAGAUUACAAAAAUUACCGAAGUAUAUUCUUUUAGAAAAUGUUAAAGGUUUUGAAAUAUCUUCUACAAGAGACCUGUUAAUACAAACAAUAGUAAACUGCGGCUUUCAGUUCCAAGAAUUUCUAUUAUCUCCAACCUCUCUUGGCAUUCCAAAUUCAAGGCUACGCUAUUUCCUUAUUGCAAAGCUUCAAGCAGAGCCAUUACCUUUUCAAGCCCCUGGUCAGGUACUGAUGGAAUUCCCCAAAAUUGAAUCCGAACAUCCACAAAAACAUGCAAUAGAUGCAGAAAAUAAAACUGAAGGGAAGAAAAUUGGGCCAAAUGUUUGCUUUACUAGCAGCAAACAAUGUGCUGGAAAAGAAGCCAUUCUUUUUAAGCUUGAAACUGCAGAAGACAUUGACCGGAAACAUCAGCAGGACAAUGAUCUCUCUGUGCGAAUGUUAAAAGAUUUUCUUGAAGAUGACAUUGACCUGAAUCAGUACUUUUUACCACCAAAGUCAUUGCUGCGAUAUGCUCUUUUGUUAGACAUUGUUAAGCCCACUUGCAGAAGGUCCAUGUGUUUUACGAAAGGUUAUGGAAGGUACAUAGAAGGGACAGGAUCUGUGUUACAGACUGCAGAGGAUGUGCAGAUUGAGAAUAUCUACAAAUCCCUUACCAAUUUGUCACAAGAAGAAAAGAUAACGAAAUUGUUAAUGCUUAAACUUCGAUAUUUCACUCCUAAAGAAAUAGCAAAUCUCCUUGGAUUUCCCCCAGAGUUCGGAUUUCCUGAGAAUAUAACAGUGAAACAGCGUUAUCGUCUACUUGGAAAUAGUCUCAACGUGCAUGUAGUAGCUAAACUAAUCAAAGUCCUAUAUGAAUAACUUUAAAAUAACUCUGAAAGAUGGCCACAGUAUUCCUUCAUAUCCAGAUGGUAAUUCUGAAAUUCUAUCUUAAGUUAAUUUUGAUGAAAUUCAACUAAGUUACCUUGGUCUUUCUUUAGUAAGAAAUUUGGAUUUAUCACAAAAAUGACAAUUUGUUUCUUUAAAUUUAUAUUGCUCUCUUUUAUAAAGAGAAUUUGUUGUUAUGCUUUA